Heterotrigona itama is the source of this 3025-nucleotide messenger RNA. NCBI's taxonomy places the organism in Eukaryota, Metazoa, Arthropoda, Insecta, Hymenoptera, Apidae. The record is from the annotation of a GenBank genome assembly.
GUGAAUUUUCAGGUUAGUUAUUCGUAGCUGUGUGCUGUGUGGUGUUUGUUGUCAAAAGUAGAUGAACUUUCUAUAUUGUUAGUUGAUUGAAAAUUAAAACUUAAUAACAUUUGAUAUAAUGUACUGUGACGUGUUUUUUGACAUUUAUAUUCUUUUUAUUCUUGCCGAUAGAGAAAUUAAUCACGAUUUGUUCAAUUUAAAACAAUAUUAAAUAGAAGUACACCAAAGAUAUUUGAAACAUACCGAAGAUGCACUUUAAAAUACCAUUAUUAUCUUUUAUCUUUAUCACUUUUAUAAAACGUGUGUCUCCUCAAAAUGAUUUUUUCGAUGAAGAACUAAUGUUAAAACCGUUACCAAGCAAUCAUGUCUAUGCAUAUUUUCAAUUCACUACUGUUUGGGAAACAACAAAAGAUGUAACAACAUUUCAACAUUCUCAUUUAUUUCCAAGAGGACUUGGUGAAAUUAUAAGUCAUCACAAUGUAGAUGAAUUACAUCUUACGUUAACCAAAGGAUUGUGGCAUUAUCAGAAAUGGGGAUAUCCAUAUCAUGAUGCUGGUCCUGGUGCUGAAAUAACUACGUGGUUCCACAAGGAUGUCAAAAAUGUUGAUGAUGAAUGGAAAGGUUUAACAAAUGCACUAGCUGGUUUAUUUUGUGCUUCCUUGAAUUUUGUUAAUCCUGCGAAUAGUGUAUCUCCAGAAUAUACAUUCCGUCCUACAGGAGUAGUAGAUCGGUCAGGAGGAGUAGUAGAUGGUGUCAAUUCUAGUCAUUUGCGCUAUUCAUCAUUACCAAGAGAAAUAGUCUGUACAGAAAAUUUAACACCAUUUAAAAAAUUAUUGCCAUGUAAUUCCAAGAAAGGCUUGGCAACCUUAUUAAAGUCCGCAUACAUUCACAACACAAAUUAUCAUUCCAUUGGAGUACAUUUCCGAGUUAUAUGCUCUAACACGAUCUGUACUAAAACAUCGUUAGAAUUACGUCAAUCCGUUUCAUUGAUAUACGACACUGUAACAGAUGUAUCACAGGAUUGGUCAAUUCGAAAAUUUUUUGGAAUGGGUAUUAGAGGAGCAUGCCCUCUUGCUACAUUGAGCAACAUAUACAUUGACAUAUCUAGUAAUAAUACUAAUCAAAUUUAUGAAUUAGUACCGUCACCAAGUGCGAAAAUUGUUAGUCUUCGAGGAGGACAAUUAAACGAAAUAGCUGUUUAUGACAUUCGAUCGCAUUCUUCAAAAGGAAUGUUUAAUAUUCAAGUUUUAUAUAAUACUACUCACACAGCUGGUUUAAAUUAUCCUUCAAUUUUAUAUGCAAAUAGAUACAUUAUUGGAUAUGGACAAGAAAGAGGUAGUUUAGUAACAAAAAUUUACAAUAAUUACUGGCAAACACUCGAUAUAAUUUUAUUAGAAAGUAUUCCAUGGUAUUUGCCACGUUAUUUACCAGGCAAAGAACGAAAAAGCCCUUACUACUUAGAAUUCAUUUUACGUUUACCACCGCAAUCAGUAACUAAAUUCUCUAUAGAAAUGGAUUAUUCAUUUCUUAAGUGGCAAGAAUAUCCACCAGAUGCUAAUCAUGGAUUUUACAUGGGCCCUGCUAUAAUCACUGCAUUACUUCCGAUUGCAAGAAAUUAUACUCCAUUACCACUCGAUGGAAGUACUAUAACGUCAAGUUUCAAUGCUUCAAGAGAAGGUUAUCUGGUACAGUUGAGAACUGAAUCUUUAUUAAUUAGUUUACCUACACCUGAUUUCAGUAUGCCGUACAAUGUUAUUUGUUUAGCCUGUACAGCAGUUGCUCUAGCUUUUGGUCCACUUCAUAAUAUUUCAACUAAAAGAUUAGUUUUGAAACAUGUCGAAAUGGAUUGGAAGGAGAAAUUAUUAUCAUUUUUAAUGAAAAAAAUCGUUAAACCAAAAAAAAAACAAGAAUGAGAAGUGUUUGGUUUUAAGUAUGUACGCAAUUUUAUACAAAACAAAAAUUGUUCUUAAUACAUAAACAAAAAAAUGAAGUGCAAACGCGAUUAUUUUAUAAUGAGGUACAUUAACAAGAUCGAUUAUAAAAAAAUAAACGACUUUCAUUUCGAUUUUAUUUGUCCUUUCCUCAAGUUUUCUUUUUUUUUUUGCAAUAGUAUAUAAUAUAUAAAAAUGCGUCGGUUAUAUGAUAAACAUGGUUUGAUGUAUUUCUCUUGAAAAUAUCGAAAUUUCAUUGAUUUCGAUAUUUUAUUUGACAAUAUCAAAUAUUUAUGGGGAUUUUUUUUUAAUAAACAGCAAUACAAUGCAAAUAAUAAAAUGAUACAUAUAACAUUUUAUACAUUUUAUGAUCAUAUAAAAUUAAAAUAAUAAAUAUUGACAAAUAUAACGCGUAUACGAUGAAUAUUACGUAUCAAAUAAUUAUAAUUUUAUGCUGAUCUAAGAUUUCGGAGAUAAAUUUGUACAUUGUACUAUGAUACUUGUUUGUAUAAUUUUCAACAUUGUUAUUUAAAAUAUUAUCCAAUAGCCAUUCACUUCUUAAUUAAAAUUAAAAGAAAGAAGAAAAUUUUUCUAACAACGAAUCUGUUACAUUGUUGGAGACAGACUUUAUCGAAUCUUUAUUUUCGUCUGAAGAUGCAGGGAUACAUGUAUUUUCUUCCUCGUCUGAAGAGCAAAGGUCGAUCACCGCUAUUGUUUCCGACGACUUUACGCACGAUUUGGUCUCUUUAAUUGAAUGAAUGGCAGUCGUAUUAUUUCCAUCACAAGAACUUGUACUUUCAGUUAACUCUACAUUGUUAAUUUUAUUACAAGCUACCUUUUCUACGUUUUCUUCCAUCGCGUUCGUGUCAUUUUCACCACUCGGAGCUUUACGUUUCGAAGAAACAUUUGGUCUCGUUCUUUUUUCAUCUUUCGUUAUCAUUUUCUGGUUAUUAAUUGAAACAUUUGGGACAAGACACCGAUAUUUUGGUGGAUUUUGUUUAAGAUCGUGUAUUUGUUCUUGAGUUAAUCGUUUUAAAAUAACAAAAACAGGUCGACAAACAACAUAUAGUAAUUGCGAUUGUAUGCUCAACACU